This is a messenger RNA of Brassica oleracea var. oleracea, 2461 nucleotides long. RefSeq names its product 1-deoxy-D-xylulose-5-phosphate synthase, chloroplastic. Bases 14 to 2350 code for a protein of 778 amino acids. The record is from RefSeq and is a predicted model, not a curated record. The transcript has 10 exons. Lineage: Eukaryota; Viridiplantae; Streptophyta; Magnoliopsida; Brassicales; Brassicaceae. Gene Ontology annotation, biological process: terpenoid biosynthetic process. Gene Ontology annotation, molecular function: 1-deoxy-D-xylulose-5-phosphate synthase activity.
CAAGUUGUAGAACAUGAAAAUUUGUUUUUCAAGGGUUGUAGAUCGAAUAAGGCCCAGCAAAAAAACUAAUGGGCUUUUCCAAAGCCGAUAUAUGUUCAGGCCUCAAUGCAACUCAAAUGUUGUUCUUCUUCUUCUUCGUCUUCCCCUUCUCAGCAUUGUGCGUUGGGAUUGGCAUGAUGAUUGUGUAGAAUCCCUUGUAUGUUCUUUAUCAAAAUUUAUCGUCUGGUCCGACUUCAAUUCAAGAAGCUUGCUUCUCUUCAUGGGUUCGGCUUCGAUUGGUUAUCAAUCCGGAAUCUCAGCUCGAUUUGACAGGAAUCUUAAUCUGAGGUGGUCAGAUGCUACCCUCUCCUCGCUUCCGUGUAAAGUUGAUUUUUCCAGAAAGAGCUUCUUGUCAGCUGCAACCUCCACUCACAACAAGGAAUGUUCAAAUCGAGCUCGGGUAUGUUCUUUGCCAAAUACUGAUGAGAAACUCGAGACGCCAAUACUAGACAGCAUUGAGACUCCAUCGCAGUUGAAGAAUUUGACUGUAAAGGAGUUGAAGCACUUAGCUGAUGAGAUCCGUACUGAGCUUCUCUCUGUACUGUGGAAGACCCGAAAGUCUGUGAAACCUAGCUUGGCUGCCAUAGAGCUUACCCUUGCUCUGCAUUAUGUGUUCCGUGCCCCCGUUGACAAGAUACUGUGGGAUGCUGUUGAACAAACAUAUGCACAUAAAGUAUUGACCAGACGUUGGUCUUCGAUACCAUCAAGACAAAACAAUGGUGUUUCUGGUGUCACUUCUCGAUUGGAGAGUGAAUACGAUUCUUUUGGGACCGGCCAUGGCUGCAACAGUAUUUCUGCUGGGCUCGGCUUAGCAGUCGCUCGUGAUAUAAAAGGGAAGAGGGACCGGGUUGUUGCUGUGAUAGACAGUGUGACAAUCACUGCAGGUCAAGCAUAUGAGGCGAUGAGCAAUGCUGGUUACUUGGACUCUAAUAUGAUUGUUAUCCUAAAUGAUAACCGUCACUCUCUGCAUCCAAAUAUGGCGGAUGGAUCCAAGGCAUCCAUCAGUGCACUAUCUAGCUUCAUGAGCAAAAUCCAAUCUAGCCAAAUUUUUCGGAAAUUCAGAGAACUAGCCAAAGCUAUGACAAAGAAAAUCGGAAAGGGGAUGUAUGAAUGGGCAGCCAAAGUGGAUGAGUAUGCACGUGGUAUGGUGGGACCAACAGGAUCAACCCUCUUUGAAGAACUUGGUUUGUACUACAUUGGUCCCGUUGAUGGACACAACAUUGAAGAUUUAGUUUGUGUUCUCCGAGAAGUAGCUUCUCUAGAUUCCAUGGGUCCUGUGUUGGUCCAUGUGAUCACAGAGGAAAAGCGAGAUGCAGAAACCGCAAGCAUCAUAGUGAAAGAUAGACGCACUUACAGUGAUUGCUUUGUUGAGGCUUUGGUGAUGGAAGCCGAAAAGGAUAGAGAUAUUGUAGUAGUCCACGCAGGAAUAGAGAUGGAUCCAUCGCUUGUUACGUUUCAGGAGAGGUUUCCAGAGAGGUUUUUCAAUGUCGGUCUGGCUGAACAGCACGCUGUCACAUUCUCUGCUGGUCUUUCUUCUGGAGGUCUCAAGCCCUUUUGCAUUAUUCCCUCUGCUUUUCUACAAAGAGCUUAUGAUCAGGUGGUGCAUGAUGUAGACAGGCAGAGAAAGGCGGUGAGAUUUGUUAUUACAAGCGCAGGGCUUGUUGGAUCCGAUGGUCCUGUGCAGUGUGGAGCUUUUGACAUAGCUUUUAUGUCAUGCUUACCGAACAUGAUAGCCAUGGCUCCAGCUAAUGAGGAUGAGCUUGUGAAUAUGGUUGCAACUGCAGCUAACGUCACUGACCGCCCGGUUUGUUUCCGGUUCCCCAGAGGCGCCAUCGUCAACAAGAAUUACCUCGUCCCCACAGGAGUACCAGUUGAAAUCGGAAGAGGAAGAGUUCUAUUAGAAGGUCAAAAGGUGGCGUUGCUCGGGUAUGGAGCCAUGGUUCAGAACUGUAUUAAUGCUCACUCGCUUCUCUCCAAGCUCGGUUUGAACGUGACAGUAGCUGAUGCAAGAUUCUGCAAACCCCUUGACAUUAAGCUCGUGCGUGAUCUUUGUCAAAACCACAAGUUCCUUAUUACUGUAGAAGAAGGCUGUGUUGGAGGGUUUGGAUCCCAUGUGGCUCAGUUCAUAGCCCUUGAUGGCCAGCUCGAUGGGAAAAUCAAGUGGAGACCGAUUGUGUUACCGGAUGGGUACAUAGAAGAAGCGUCGCCUAACGAGCAGCUUGCGCUUGCGGGGCUAACGGGACAUCACAUAGCAGCAACAGCUCUGAGUCUAUUGGGUCGAACUCGUGAAGCACUGCUCCUCAUGAGCUAACCUUGGCUGCCAGAAGAUUAGAGACUUAAUGGAGGCAUCACACAUUAUAUGGCUUUCCUUUUUUACCUCUUCAGGAGUGAAUGGUGAGUGUAAUAUUAAGUUUCAAAAGUU